CUGUCUGCCAGGUUGAGAGGGGAAUGUGAAAGUGAGAAAUUUAACAAGGUAACCGGGGAAACAGGACAGCCAGAGCAACGUCCAAUCCGAUGGAGCUUCAGCAGCCGUAACUUUGUUUGACGGAGGACCAGAGUUUUGUUGCACAAGCUUGUCAAGCUCAGGUUUGUUGAAGCUAUCAGCAGGGGUAAGCAGGUGAAAAAAAGAGCCGUACGACGUCCUGUUUCUGCAGUGGAGUGUAGAAAGUCUUUUGUGGACGGUACAAUGAGAGAAGAGGUGUCCUGCACCAACUCCCCUGAAGGAGGGCUGGGGGCCAGCGAAGAAGAGCUGGAGAGGGGAUCGAAGAAGACCCUUCAAACAGGAAACCGAAAACGUUCCCCUUACCCCAAGAAGGACAGCCUCGGUCAGGCAGAGGAGAGCAGCACCGGCAGCCCCAACAGCCAGCUGCCGUCUGGACCGAAGAGGUUGAAGAAGAGCCCUUCCACAGUCGUGUCAUUGGCCCCAACGUCGCUGGGCCCCAGGCCAGAGCAGCCCUUCGAGGACCUCCACUCUCAGCGCGUCAUAGCCAACGUGCGAGAGCGUCAACGCACUCAGUCUCUGAACGACGCCUUCGCCUCUCUACGCAAGAUCAUCCCCACGCUACCUUCAGACAAGCUGAGCAAGAUCCAGAUCCUGAAGCUAGCCUCGCGCUACAUCGACUUCCUCUACCAGGUGCUGCAGAGUGACGAGAUGGACGCCAAGCUGGCCAGCUGCAACUACCUGGCCCACGAAAGACUCAGCUACGCCUUCUCUGUCUGGAGGAUGGAGGGGGCCUGGGCCAUGUCUACUAGCCACUAGGACCCCCUCAAACUUUUCUCCUAAAUCCUCUCGUGUCCACAUCUCCACCCCACCGCCUCUGUCUGUGUUUACGCCAUUUCCUGACCUCUGAACCUCUGAAUUCAUGUCUUCUGGUCUGAUCUUUAUCUUUUCAUCUCAAACCUUUGCAUACAUUUCUCACUCUGCUCAGUCUCAGUGCUCCAUAAUGUUUCACUCCAUUAACAUCCACUAAAAUCCAUAGUUGGGUUAUGUGCAACUAAAACCUCUUGCAGUUCACUCUGUUUCCCUCCAUUGUUUCCACUUCCCCUGUCGGUCCCACAGUUUAGUCCAGUGCAACAAGACGCUCCACUGCAGCCCCUCAGAAAACCCACAAAUGGAAAAUUCUCAACAUUCAAAGUAGAAAUUUGUUCCUGCCUCACCAGCCAUCCCCGCUUUUUUUUUUUUUUUUUUAUCUUAAAAAAAAAUCUUUUUUUCUCUUUCUCCGGACACGUGCUCGACUCAUGACACUGAGAUGUAUAUUCUUGUCUGUAACUGUUUUCGCUGAGUGUUUCUGAAACACUGCUGAGGAGACGUGACAGUCCAGUCAAGCGCUGAACAUUUUGAAUGGUGAAAACAAGAAAAAAACAAACCAACUAAUAAACAAACAAACAGCUGGCCUGCGGUGACAAUGAAACAAAAUGGCUGCUGGUUCGAGUGCCUUGGGUAACACCAUGAUAACCAUCAUCCACCCGACUCUUCACAUCGGAUGACUCACUGCCAGACAGACAUUAAGAUGACUAAUGAUAAUGGCACAGUGAUGGUUAGAGGGCGGUCACAGCCAAUGAAUGUUUACAGCUAAAAUGCUAAUAAGCUAAUCGUUCUGGCUCUCAAAACCCCGUCUCGUGGGAAAAAGAAGAGCAUGAGGAAUCUGACGCAGAUCUUCUUCUUUGUUGUGCUGUAGUAACUGGAUAGCUUUCUGUGUAUUUUGGACUUUUUUUUUUUAAAGUGUAUCUGUUUGUGAAUUUGGUGUAUGGACACUGUAACUCUGCUAAUGCAUUAUACUUGGCUUUAAUGUAAAAUGUCCAUGGGAAAAUGACUUAAACCACUGAUCACUACUCAACAUUGGGAUAUUUUUUUACUUCAGUUUUUCUGUUAUUAGUGAGCGUAGCAGAAAGUUGUAUUUUAAAAUGCUAAAUCAGUGUUUGUCUGCUAUUUCCUGUAGCUUUAAAAAAUAGCUUUGCAAACUUGACUAUUUUCAAUAAAGGAUGCAAAAAAAAAAAAAAAAAAAAAGAAUCUAAAGUUUCUUGUAAAAUUUGCCAAAGUGACGAUGAUUACAGCCACAGUAUAGAGGAAUCAUUUGUAACCAUAACUCGUCUAAUUGCUGUUCGCUCAUGUUUCUUCUGUAUUUGCUUUUGGUCAUCUUUAUCGUGUCGGCUCCUGUGGACAAUAAAUAUUUUCUUGAUGCUGUAUAUAAGUGCAAUAUUUUGAUAAUCAAGCGAAUAAUACAUGACAUGUUGGCAAGCUAUGAGAUAUGAGAGAAAGCUGUGGGG
This is a messenger RNA of Seriola aureovittata, 2342 nucleotides long. Its product is annotated as twist-related protein 2-like. Lineage: Eukaryota; Metazoa; Chordata; Actinopteri; Carangiformes; Carangidae. The transcript is spliced from 2 exons. Gene Ontology annotation, biological process: regulation of transcription by RNA polymerase II; developmental process. Gene Ontology annotation, molecular function: RNA polymerase II transcription regulatory region sequence-specific DNA binding; DNA-binding transcription factor activity, RNA polymerase II-specific; protein dimerization activity. Bases 262 to 834 code for a protein of 190 amino acids. The record is from RefSeq and is a predicted model, not a curated record.